Molecule: messenger RNA, 750 nt
Organism: Striga hermonthica
Lineage: Eukaryota; Viridiplantae; Streptophyta; Magnoliopsida; Lamiales; Orobanchaceae
Source: the annotation of a GenBank genome assembly
AUGCCGAAGAAAAUGGGAGUGAACAGCAAAGCCGAGGCGGCUCGGGCUCGGAGAAGCGCCACCGAGGCCGAUCGGAAGGAGCGCGACGCCAGGGAGAAGGAAGAGCAGUACUGGCGCGAAGCCGAAGGAGCCAAGUCGCGAGCCGCCAAGAAGCGCGAGGAGGAAGCCGAGAAGCGGGCCGAUGCCGCAGCCAAGAAGGCCGAGGCCCGCCGAUUAGCGGAGCAGGAGGAGAAGGAUCUCGAGAAGAGCAUGAGGAAGCCUGAUAAGAAGGCUAACAGGGUGGCGGCCCCCCUGCCGAAGGUGACGGAGGUGGAGCUGCGUCGGAGGAGGGAGGAGGAGCAGGCGGCGCUGCAGCGGCGGGCAGAGGAGGAGAAGAAGAAGCAAAGCCGGAUCGCAGACGAGGAGGAGUACGAGAGGAUGGUCAGCUUGGAGAACACUAAUCGUGACGAUUCGAAGAUUGAGGCGAGGUCGGUGGAGGAAGCUAUUGCGCAGAUGACGCUGGUGGAUAGUUUGCCGGUGGACAAGCAUCCCGAGAAGAGGCUUAAAGCUUCAUUCAAGGCUUUUGAAGAAGCUGAGCUUCCUAAGUUGAAGGAAGAGAAACCGGGUCUCACACAUACUCAAUAUAAGGAUAUGAUUUGGAAGCUCUGGAAGAAAUCUCCUGACAAUCCCCUUAACAAGGUAAAAACGCGAUCUUUGGUGAAUAAGAUGAUUCAAAAACUUCUCCUUUUAGUGGUCAUGGUAAUUGGUUAA